Molecule: messenger RNA, 1732 nt
Organism: Taeniopygia guttata (zebra finch)
Lineage: Eukaryota; Metazoa; Chordata; Aves; Passeriformes; Estrildidae
Source: RefSeq, a predicted model, not a curated record
AUGUGCAUUUCCGUAGCUGAGGCAAAAACGCACAUCCCAGCAGAGAGCGGGGGCGCGGCCGGUGCGGCGGGACACGGACAGGUAAGGAACGAUGCCCAGGUGUGCGGCUUGGGGAGCCUCCUCUGCGCCUGGAAACCCUCCCUGGCUGGAACCCAACCCGGUUCCCGCGGGUCCCGGAUCCCGCAGGUCCCGGAUCCCCGCAGGUCCCGGAUCCCUCAAGUCCCGGUUCCUUCAAGUCCCGGAUCCCGCAGGUCCCCGAUCCCGCAGAUCCCGGUUCCCCGUAGGUCCCGGUUCCCCGUAGGUCCCGGAUCCCGCAGAUCCCGGAUCCCCGCAGAUCCCGGAUCCCUCAAGUCCCGGAUCCCGCAGGUCCCGGUUCCCCGCAGAUCCCGGUUCCCCGCAGAUCCCGGUUCCCCGCAGGUCCCGGAUCCCCGCAGGUCCCGGAUCCCUCAGCUCCCGUUUCCCGCGGGUCCCGGUUCCCCGCAGAUCCCGGUUCCCCGCAGGUCCCGGUUCCCCGCAGGUCCCGGAUCCCGCAGAUCCCGGAUCCCGCAGGUCCCGGUUCCCUCAGGUCCGGGCGCGGCUGCGCUGUGGCUCGCAGCCGCCAGGCGGCGCAGCGGAGGCCGCGCGUGCCCCGUGCUGCCCCGCGGCGCGGCCAUGGCGGAGCGGGCCGGGGCUGGGGCCGGGCCCGGACGGGCGGCCGGCGGCGGGAAGAUGUCCCUGCACAGGUGUGAAACCUGUGGCAAAGAAGAAGCUAAGUACAGAUGUCCACGAUGCAUGAAAUAUUCCUGCAGCCUGUUGUGUGUAAAGAAACAUAAGCUUACACUGAGCUGUAAUGGAGUCAGGGAUAAAACAGCGUUUGUCUCUGUGAAUGAAUUUACUGACUUGAACCUUCUGAGUGAUUAUCGUUUCCUGGAAGAUGUAGGAAGGACAGCUGAUGCUGCUGCUCGACACUGCCUUGUGCAUAGUCCAGCAACAAAAAGACUUUUAUACUGCUUGAGGAACAAAGCUCGAGGGUGUAAUAUUGAGCUAAAAACACUGCCUAUUGGAUUUACAAAAAGAAGAGAAAAUUCUACCACCUUCAAUUCCAUGGAGAACAAGUUCUACUGGCAUUUGAAGCUCAUAUUUCCUCACUGUCAUGCUGAAUACACUUUAAAAGGGGUGCCUGACGAUAAAACACUUGCUGAUAUCCUCAAGCCAUACAUUGAUCCAGUGGAGUCAGAUCCUGUAGUUUGUCAAAGAUUAAAAAUCUAUACAGCAUCUCCUCAAUCAGAUGUACAGAUUUUAAUGAAAAUAGAAAACAGGAACCGAAACUCUGUCAGGUACAAUGAACUGGAUGCCAGCAAAAGCCUUCUAGAUAAUCUGAAAGGAAAAGUAAUAAUUGAGUAUCCAACAUUAUUUGUUGUCUUGAAAACACUGAAGAAUGACAUGGUGGUCCUUGGCCAAGAUGGCAGUGAGCCUGCAGAGAACUCAGACAGUGAAAGCUCAUCCCUUUCGUCUGUGGAAGAAGGGGAAAUUCAGGACAGUUCAUGACAGUUCUUUGAGAGAACAGGAUGGAAUGAGCUUUUUUUUAUUAUUAUUUAAUUAAAAAUUUUUUUAUACAAUUAAGUUCCUAGAAGUCUGGCUUAACUUCCUUUACUUAAAGGUAGCACUCUUAAAGUGCUUGACUAUUUUUGGAUUUAAUAAUGGAUAUUUAGGGAUGUAAAUAAAAAGAUUGGGAAUUGUGGUCCCAGAAAAA